This is a messenger RNA of Salvia hispanica, 756 nucleotides long. Lineage: Eukaryota; Viridiplantae; Streptophyta; Magnoliopsida; Lamiales; Lamiaceae. The record is from RefSeq and is a predicted model, not a curated record.
CUCUGAUUUCUAUAUAAUGGCCCUCUGCUUCAGUUUCACCAAAGUCGGUUUGCAGAGACACAAAUUUCUUCAGCUUUUCAUAGCUAGUUUUGUAAUGAUGCACGGAUCGAUGGAUCAAUCAAUAUCUCCAUACAAAUCCCCCAAUUUCAAAAAAUUCCAUCAAAAUCCAAUUCCCUCCGACGCUUUCCGGCCGUCCCAAUCCUCACAGCCGCCGCUUCUCCCCCUUCCGGCCUCCGCCCGCCGCCUCUCGUGCUCGCCCGCUAGCAGGAAGUCAAAAUCCCCAAAAAAGGAAGGUAAAAAAUCGAAAGGUGCUGCGAAAGUGGUGCCGUUGAUCUCGAUUGUGGAGAGUGAUGCGAGAAAGUGCGAGAUCGGCGACGUAUUUUCGGGAUCGGCGGUGUUCUCUCCGCCGCCGAGCAGUCUGCCUCUGCCGACCUUCACGAUGAGGCCAAAGCUUAGCUGUCAGGCGGCGGGCGUGGAUGCCGGCGCCACCGAUGUUCUGCGGCGCCUUCUUCGACUCCGGUGAAUUAAUUAAGCAAAGCUGGAGUUGCUUUGUGUAUUUGUUUGUGGUUUGGAUGAGUUAUUGGAGUGGAGAUCCCAUGUGUUUUUAGGAUUGGGAGCUUCAGCUUUAGAUAACUUGCUCAACCUAAAUUACCUUCUUCUCUGUAUUGAUCUCUAGUGGAGUAGGAGUACUAAUUAAUUCCCUUGUAAUUUGAUUUUUCAUGGAUGAACUAAAUGAAUUUUCUCCUGUUUCUUUUA